UUUAAAGGUGUUUACAGGAGCUACAUUGGAUUAAUCGUUUGGUCUGAUGCGUCCAUCUGACUAAAAUAACUUUGUCUGUUCCGUUAUAAACUGUGCACCUAUGAAGAAACUUCUGUGCGGAGUUUACCAGCCCUAAAGCAAUCUGCAGAAAGUUUCUUUAUUGCUUUUUUUUUUUUGCAAGGUAUCUGCAGUUACAGCAUGCCAGCCCCACCUCCUCCCCCACCGCCGCCGCCAGGCCCCCCUCCACCACCUCCGCCCUCCGCUUCCCUGCCACAGUCUCCUUCAGAGCCUCCUCAGCUCCAGCCUGGCAGAGGAGGUGGAAGGAAUGCCCUAUUGGCCGACAUCCAGAAAGGCGCCAAACUCAGGAAGGUCACGCAGGUCAAUGACCGUAGUGCCCCUGCAGUUGAUACAGAGCCUAAGCCUAACAAUGGAGAUGCUGCUGCUACUCAUAGUUCAUCAGCUGGGAUGGCUCCCACAGGACCCUGCUUAGGUGCACUCUUUUCAGGAGGGUUUCCCACCCUGAGGCCUAUAGGUCAUAGAGACUUAGCAGGCAAGACACCAGUGUCCCGGUCGAGCUCUGCUGCCUCUUUGAGGCCACAGUGGAAUCCUCCUACUCCAACCGACUCCAGCAGCCUUCCAGAGUCUCACAAGGCGGCAGAGAUACAUACUUCCUCCCAGCGUCUCCUCACUCCUUCUUCUGCUCCUCCCUGCCCGUCUCACAGCAGCAAACACCCGCCACCUUUCCUUGCGUCCGCGCCCCCAACGCCUCCACCAGCCCCUCCCUCCGUUCCUCCCCCACCUCCUCCGCCCCAGGCCCUCCAGGAGCGACCUGCCAGCAAACCGCCGUCUCUUCCCUCCUGCCCUCCUCCUCCUCCCCCUCCAUCCCAGAUCACUAGACCCACCUGGCUACCUGUUCAGCAUUCUCACCACUCAUAUGUGGCCCAUCCUUCUGCACCCCCUCCCCCGCCUCCUUCCUCCAUCCCAGGGGACCGCUCCUCAGGUUGCUUCUUCUACUCUCCACCUCCCGUCGCUGCCUGCUCAGAACCAUCUAGGUUCCCUAUUCUGCGUGACAGCCCCCUCGGACCUCCUCCUCCACCACCGCCUCCUCCACUUUUACCUACAUCUUUAACCCCAAGCUGCCCAACCAACCUUCCACCACCUCCACCCAAAUUGGCCCCUGUGCCCUCACCAGCCAUGCGCUCCCUGCCUCCUUCCUUCCCUUGCAACGUUCCCACUCGGCGGCCACCAUCUGUGCCAAGAAGUUUAGGUGUGGAUCGGCUGCUGGCUCCUCCUCCAGCUCCUCCGGCGCGUUCCCCCACCACAGAGCUGUCCACCCGCAUUCUCCCCCCUCCACCACCUCCCCCUCCACCCCCAUUCAUCCUCAGGAAUGGACACCUCCACAGUAUGGUUGAAGACUUUGAAUCCAAGUUCCAGUUCCACCCGAUAGAAGACCUCCCCCCACCCGAAGAAUUCAAGCCUUUUCCUCGGAUCUACCCAAGUAAAGAACACAGAGUGAACCCCAAACCACCUGGGAUCAGGACACACCUUAGAUGAGUCAUAGAUCCUCAAGUUUCCUUCGUGCUCCUAAGAUGCUCCUCCUCGGUUGUCCGACAGCUCCAGAUCCUCACAAAACAGCCAAAGAGACUCAGUUAUGAUCAGUAUGUUUUCAAAUACUCCAUGAUUGUAUGAGGGAGUCAAAUAGGGUCGGGCCUUAUACUGACUGUGUGACCUCUGACCUUUUGGCAGCGGAAUGUUUUCAAUGUGUGUGAGAAGGAGGGCUCAACCAUCUACAUGCAGUCUCUACACAUAAAGUCCAGGGACAGUCCCCCCCCCUUUUUCUUUUUUUAUAAAUUCUUACAUUAUUGGAAGAAUGAAACUAAAAUAUUUUUGUCUUUACCUCAUCUGUACUUUGUUUACUACAUUUAAAGGCGCAACUUUUUAAAGACACCUAAAUAAGUCUUUGCUGCAUUUAUGUAGAAUUUAUCAUGAAUUUGGUUAAACUUUUUAGUGUUUUACUGGAAAAAAAUGGCACAUUUUAGUGGUUGUGCUGCAUUAUGGGAUUGAAGAAUAAACAUAUUUUAUGAAUACUUAAUUUUAGUGCUGGCAAUCCUCAACCUGCUUAUUUAGCAAUCUUUUUUUUUUUUACUGAAGUGGUUUUCCUUUUGUUGUCAUGUAACUUUUCAUUUCUAGAAAAAAGUUUAUGACAGACAUGUGGGGAAAGGGAUAAAUGGUGGGUUUGAUGUUCAUAUUUUGUCAGCAAAUAAUGAGUUCUGCUGUUUUUCUCGCUAUAAGCCGCUCACCCAAUGUUUAACCCUUGAGAAGACAGCGCCACCUGUUGGUUAAAUGUGAAAGUAUCAGCAAACUGAAGUUGGCACAAAUAAUUUUAUUGAUUUGAUGCUUUCUGCUAUCAAAGGCUGAUGUCAAGGAGUGAAAGAAAAAGUAUUGGAAAUGUAUAAAAAUCUACAGAAUUUUAUAUACAGUCUGUUGUUAAACCAUGUCGACAGGUUCAAACAGUUAUAUUAAAUACCUGGCUUUGAUAAAGGUGUUAUGGCUCUUUACUA
Cyprinodon tularosa is the source of this 2561-nucleotide messenger RNA. It is a transcript of the gene wipf3, whose product is annotated as WAS/WASL interacting protein family member 3. Gene Ontology annotation, molecular function: actin binding. Bases 199 to 1554 code for a protein of 451 amino acids. The record is from RefSeq and is a predicted model, not a curated record. The transcript has 8 exons. Lineage: Eukaryota; Metazoa; Chordata; Actinopteri; Cyprinodontiformes; Cyprinodontidae.